Aspergillus alliaceus is the source of this 670-nucleotide messenger RNA. RefSeq lists its product as uncharacterized. Bases 177 to 344 code for a protein of 55 amino acids. The transcript has a single exon. Lineage: Eukaryota; Fungi; Ascomycota; Eurotiomycetes; Eurotiales; Aspergillaceae. The record is from RefSeq and is a predicted model, not a curated record.
AUCCAACGCGCAUGCGCUGCCCUACGUGACAACAUUCCUGCCACAGAUUGUGUGUAUCCAUACUCCCUACCCUCUUCCUUAUUUUCGUUUCAUUUUUAUUAUGAUUAUUUCUCCCCCUCCCCUUCCUUUUUCCUAAAGCCUAUCGGUUUCUUCUACGAUGACAAACUUAGGAAUAUAUGAAUGAAGCCACGGACAUGCUAGUCUGGUUUUGUCCAUCUUUAUAUUCCAACAUACAAUUAUUCCCUUUCAUCUUUUUUUUUUCUUUUUCAUUUCCUUUUCGUCCGCCCCCCCUCUUCUCUUCAAUACUCUCCAUGAAUACUCCUGGUUUUAUCCCCUUCCACUGAACUCCCCCCCUCGUCCUAAAUGAUCCUUCCCAUGGCCCCUCUCGGGUAUCAUCAUCCUCAUUCUUUACAUCGGGUCGCUCGGCUCAUACAAUCCCUUUCUAACAGCUCCAGCAACAAGCAUCCGUGAUAUUACUAAAAUGUAUUCCCGCUAAACCUAGUAACUACCGUAGAUCACACAGUGGGCCACAACGCCGCCUCGAGAGAGUAAGGGGAACAAAUGUAGUGGUUAUACUAUAGGCACCACCACCAUUCCCCCCCAUGUUAGAAAAAAAGAAAAAAGGGAAAAAAAACCUUAGCGGCGCGGGAAGACUAGCCAAAGCACUGGG